CAUUAUAUGUCCCUGAAGGACUUUUUUGUUUAAACGGUGAGCAUACACUCUUGAAUGCCCGUGUUUGAAUGCACAUAUAGCAGAUACUUCCCAUUCACUGUAUAUUCACUGUCCUGAACGCCCCCACAGGAAGGAAGUUGUUGAGGCUGUUGUAUGUUUAUAUGGCGAUCAGCCUUAGUGUGACAUCGCUCCUGAUAGUUUAAACAAACUUUAUGUAAACACGUCUACUUGCUACUGUAACGAGUGAAAGGGGCAGAGAGACACUUAUGGAAGGGAGGGAAAUGAGUCAAAUAUAGAAAGACUUCUGAGCUGGCUGCACUCCAGAUGGCCCGAGCUGGGAAUCGGCUGGAGACGCUGAGGGGGUUCACCUGGGUUUCCUUCAUACCAGAGGGUUGUGACCCGGCCACGGUGUCCCUUGCCUUUUUUUUUGAGCAUGUGUGUAUGUGUGUGAGACCGUACAGGCCUUUGAGGCCUGAAACUAUAAGUGUGGAGCUGCUGCGUAGGGACAGGAAGUUGAACUCCCAUUGGAAAGUCAAGCCGAGGGAUGGAAAGAAUAAGGAUGGAGAAAGAGAACAGGACAAGGAAGAGGGUGCCCGGGACACGUUUGAGAAUUACUACAGGAAGCAGCGGCGGAAACAGGCCCGACUAGUGCUGCAGCCUCACUCUAACAUGCAUGAAACAUUAGAGGGGUACAGGCGCUACUUCAAUCAAAUUGUCGGUUUUUUUGUAGUGGAGGACCACAUCUUGCACACUACACAGGGCCUGGUAAACAGGGCUUAUGUGGAAGAAUUGUGGGAGCUGGCCCUUUCAAAGACCAUUGCAGCCUUGCGUACACACUCAUCUUAUUGCACUGAUCCAGACCUGAUAUUAGAUCUGAAGAAUCUUAUUGUGCUGUUUGCAGAUACACUGCAGGGUUAUGGCUUUCCAGUAAACCAGUUGUUUGAUAUGUUGCUGGAGAUGAGGGAUCAAUAUGGAGAGAUCCUGCUGAAAAAGUGGAAUCAGUCCUUCAGGCAACUCUUGGAUCAGGACAACUACAGCCCCAUUCCCGUGGUGUCACGUGAAGAGUACCAGCGAAUAGCAGGCCAAUUCCCCUUCCAGGAUCCAGAGCUCGACAAGAUGCCUUUUCCGAAGAAGCUGCCAUUUUCUGAAUUUGUGCCUAAAGUAUACUCGCAACUCAAAGAAUUCAUCUACGCCUGCCUGAAAUAUUCGGAGGACUUGCACCUUAGCUCCACAGAAAUUGAUGACAUGAUCCGCAAGUCUACAAACCUCCUGCUCACACGAACCCUUAGCCACUGUCUACAGUAUGCCAUAAAGAAGAAAAACGUAGGACUGGCAGAGUUGGUUCAGAUCAUCAUCAACACCACUCACCUGGAGCAGUCCUGUCACUACCUAGAAGAGUUCAUCUCCAACAUAACCAACGUGCCUCCUGACACCAUUAAUGCCACCAAACUCUAUGGAACCUCCACCUUCAAGGAUGCAAGGCAUGCCGCUGAAGAGGAGAUCUACACUAACCUGAAUCAAAAGAUUGACCAGUUUCUGCAGCUGGCUGAUUAUGAUUGGGCGGCAGCACAGGGAGGUGGGCAGGCCAGUGACUACCUGAGUGACCUCAUCGCUUUCCUCUGUAGCACCUUUGCAGUGUUCACUCACUUGCCCGGGAAGGUGGCUCAGACGGCAUGUAUGUCAGCCUGUAAACACCUUUCAACCUCUCUGCUGCAGCUGCUGUUGGAGGCUGAUGUCAGGCAAGUGUCUAUGGGAGCCCUGCAGCAGUUCAACGUGGAUGUCAAAGAGUGCGAGAUUACUGGAUCUCUUCACUCAGUGGGACUGGUCCACGUAUCUGGCUGACUACGGCCGACCCACCUGCAAGUACCUGCGAGUCAAUCCUCACACGGCUCUGGCCCUCCUAGAGAAGAUGAAGGACACCAGCCGCAAGAACAACAUGUUUGCUCAGUUCCGUAAAAACGAACGGGACAAGCAGAAGCUCAUAGACACCGUUGUCAAACAGCUGAGAAAUCUCAUCGCCACCAACCAGGCCUGAGAAAGCCAUCGCAUCAGCACACAGCCCCACUUCCUGAUGAGUUGCCACCAGACUGUGUGGACUGCGCUUGCACACCUCCAUUAGUUGGACGUAUUGUUCUAUUCCCACACAGACACUUGCACUAACAUGCACAUAUAAACGCACCUCUGAAAGGCGCACCUGCUAAACCAUCCCGUGCCUGUGUCUUCCUAUGUGACUACCUGAACACAUCAAGGACACCAAAUCACAUUUUGCUCUUUAAAACAGGUUUUGGUUGCCUUUUAUUGUCUUGUAUUGAGCGUCUUACAAAAGCACUGUUCUCCUGUCACGCAAUUUGAAUUGCCUUUACAGUAGUUCUAAAGUAUUAUCUCAUUUUUGAAUUUGACAACUAUAGUUACACUGUAUUGUGGAUAUCACUUCAGUUGCUGCAAAGUUAAAGGAAAUUGGAACACUAACUAGACUUGAAUAUUGCUGUCAUAAUGUCUAACAGAUCAAAUUUAAAGGGAUAGUUCCCCUAAAAUUGAUCAUUUACUCACCCUCCCUUCUUUCCAAACCUUUCUAUCUUCUGUGGAACACAAAAGAUAAUAUUAUUGUAAGUGUAAUUAUUGUUUUGGAAGUCAGUGAUAGCCAAAACUAUUAGAAAAAGUCAUACAGGUUUGGAGCAUAUGUGGAUAAAUGAUGACAGAAUUAUCAUUUUGGAUGAACUAUCAUUUUAAUAUGUGUGAGAAUGUAAAUGAAUAUUCUCACAGAUGGGUCUAGGGUUCAUUUGAGUGCUGAUUAUAAUGAGGGAAGUUCUCAAUACAGGGAAUCUAGUUACUGCCCUUGUUAAAUCUUUCAUGUGUAGUAAUUGUAUACUAGACAUACUUCAGCUUUAGUCUGUUACAGCAAAGACAUGGAUUAUAGCUUAAUACCUUAAAGAACCACAGCUGUGUGGCAGUUUUGGAGAGGAUUAGUUUACUAUUGUCUUGAAAAUGACCAGGUUAAGAUUAAGGUUUGGCGUUUUUUGACUAGACUUCAGAUAUGCAGAAUAGAGGCUUUUGUCUCUUGUAUUCAUUAAUUGCAAAUAUAUCAGCCAGCAUUCAAUGCCAAAACUGACUGAAGAUGUGUAAGGUAGGGGAACAUACCAGAGCAGGCUAAUGUCAGCUUAUUUACACCGAUGUACAUUAAAACCUAAUAUAAAUUGCUUUUAGUAUUUAAACAGUGUCGUCUUCCCAUAACUUUGAUAUUUACUCUGAUAGGAAUGAGGGUGCAAUAUUACGUUUUUCUUUUCAAAUUGACCCGAGAGUUUUAGCUAGCAGAGAUUGUUGUGUUUAAAGGGAGUUUGCUUUUUCUUUCAUUUCCAAUUUUACUGACACAAAAGAUGUGUGUUUGAAGCCUGUCCCUUACAAUGGAUGCGAAACCAUUAAAUGAUAAAUGGAAUUCUUCAUUUUUAGGGACAGAACGAGCGCCAUGUCAAAUUAUUUUGAGCUGUCUUCUGGAUUCAGCUCUUUCUGUCUGUGCCUUGAAUUUUUUCCAUGCCUAUCAUUGAUUGUGUGUGUGUUUUUUCCCCCCGCACAGCACCUGGUCUUGGACGUAUGACCAGGGAAUGGACAUGUGCUGGUGGGUGAACGCGAGCGUGCAUGAGAACAUUCAGCCUUAGCAGACAGCUCUGAUUGUAGAGAACAGUACUGACUCCAGAGAGACGCACUGUACAGAUUGUUAUAUUAAACCACUAAUGAAUAUUACAAUACUAAUAAAUUCAGCAAAUGCCAACAAAUAAGUAAUAAA
This is a messenger RNA of Sinocyclocheilus rhinocerous, 3781 nucleotides long. RefSeq names its product exocyst complex component 6B-like. Gene Ontology annotation, biological process: Golgi to plasma membrane transport; exocytosis; intracellular protein transport. NCBI's taxonomy places the organism in Eukaryota, Metazoa, Chordata, Actinopteri, Cypriniformes, Cyprinidae. The transcript has 14 exons. The record is from RefSeq and is a predicted model, not a curated record. Gene Ontology annotation, cellular component: exocyst; membrane. The coding region runs from base 325 to 1842 and encodes 505 amino acids.